Messenger RNA from Mytilus trossulus (common blue mussel), 10938 nucleotides. RefSeq names its product filamin-A-like. NCBI's taxonomy places the organism in Eukaryota, Metazoa, Mollusca, Bivalvia, Mytilida, Mytilidae. The transcript has 47 exons. Gene Ontology annotation, biological process: actin cytoskeleton organization. Gene Ontology annotation, molecular function: actin filament binding. The record is from RefSeq and is a predicted model, not a curated record. Bases 379 to 9498 code for a protein of 3039 amino acids.
AUCUUGGGAAGUGAUUUCGUACAUAUAUUCUGAAGAAUCUCACGUUUCUACGAUAACCAAUCUGAUCUAAGACUAUUUAUAAACCAACCCUGUUUGGCUUAGAUGUUGAAAAUGUGUGUACAGUGAGAGACAAGCCGGCUUGUUACAAAACAUCUCCCUUUUCCUUGUCAACUCUUGGAGUACGGACGGGACCUGACUUUUGACCACCGGAACUGACUUUCGGAUUGACUAUUAUAAUAAUAGUCAAUCAGAAGUGAUCAAGACCAGCAUUUUGUGCUGAAGGACCGAACAGGAGCGUCCAAAUUCAGCGCCCACCUCAACUUUUUGAAUUAUUCAUUUUAAAACCAUUCGAGCGUAAAACACCUAUAUAAAUCAACCAUGGCUGAAAGCGAGGCACAAUAUUACGACGAGGACGAGGACGAGGAGAUGCCUUUGACAGAGAGAGAUCUCGCAGACGACGCACAGUGGAAAUUAAUUCAAAAGAAUACCUUCACAAGAUGGGCAAAUGAACAUUUAAAAACAGUAAAUAAAACAAUAACAGAUCUUGAAAAUGACUUUUCAGAUGGAUUAAGAUUAGUUGCAUUAAUUGAAGUUUUAUCCGGCAAAAAAUUUAAGCAUGUCAACAGACGUCCCAACUUCAGGACCCAAAAACUUGAAAAUGUCACCAGGGUUUUGGAGUUCCUCGAGAGAGAUGAAGGGAUAAGAAUUGUGAAUAUAGAUUCUUCAGACAUUGUAGAUAGUAACUUGAAGCUCAUCCUUGGGUUGAUAUGGACCCUUAUUUUACAUUACUCAAUCUCCAUGCCCAUGUGGGAAGGCGAAGAGCCCGGACCACAGGAAGGAGGCCCAACACCCAAACAAAGAUUGCUCAACUGGGUACAAAGUAAAGUACCAGAUAUUCCUAUCAAGAACUUCAACAAUGACUGGAACAAUGGUAAAGCAAUCGGUGCUUUGGUUGAUGCUGUUGGACCUGGUUUGUGCCCAGACUGGGAGGACUGGGAUCCCAAGAAUGCCAAGAAGAACGCCAAAGAGGCCAUGGAUGCUGCAGAGAAAUGGCUUGAUGUUCCUCAGCUCAUUAAACCAGAUGAAAUGACCAACCCUAAAAUUGAUGAGAUGUCCAUGAUGACAUAUCUUGCACAGUUCCCCAAGGCUAAACUGAAGCCAGGAGCACCACUCCGUCCAAAACUUAACCCAAACCGUGUCAGAGCCUAUGGUCCAGGUCUGGAGCCCAAGGGUAACCAAGUUGGAGCACCUGCCAGAUUUACCGUGGAAACAUUCUCUGCUGGAUCAGGAUCUUUAGAGAUCACAGUAUUGAAUCCUAAAGGCGUAAAAGAACAGUGUGAAGUUGUUGACAAUAAAGACAGAAACAUGACAUACUCCUGUGUAUAUGUUCCCAGCACAGAGGGAGAAUAUAAGGUCAUCAUUAAAUUUGGUGCUAAAGAAGUCAACAAGAGUCCAUUCAAGGUUAAAGUUGAAGGAGCAGCUGGUGAUGCCUCAAAGGUCAGUGCCGCUGGACCUGGUAUCGAGAAAACUGGAGUUGUUGCCUCAAAGAGAACCUACUUUGAAGUGUUCACCAAAAAUUCUGGAGCGCCAAUACCUAAAAAGGAAGCCGGCAAAGGAAAUGUGGACGUUGUUAUUCUUGAUCCACAUGGUCGUAAAGACACCAUUCGUCCAAGCAUCAACCUGGCCCCUGGUAAAGAGAAGGAGGGAAUUUACCUUGUAGAAUAUGUGGCUUUGGAAACUGGUUUACAUUCUGUCAAUGUUUACUUUGCUGGACAACAGAUUCCUAAGUCUCCAUUUGGUGUGGGUGUAGGAGCAGCAUCAAAUGCUAAAAUGUGUUAUGCAACCGGACGUGGUAUCCAACCAAGAGGAGUUAGGGUCAAGGACAAUGCUCCAUUCAAAAUACACACUAAAGGAGCUGGAAAUGCUGAGGUCAAAGUUCAGAUCAUUGGUCCAGGUGGUAUAGAAGUCAAAUGUAUUCCACAAAAAUCCAAAACUGAGGAAGGAGUUUGGGAAUGCUCAUACAUGCCAAUAAAACAAGGCCAAUAUAUCAUCAACAUUACAUUUGGAGGUGAACAUAUCACCAAAAGUCCAUUUAAGGUUGACGUAGGUCCAACAAAGACCAGUAAGAUUAGGGCCUAUGGUCCAGGUCUAACAGGAGGAGUAUGUAACCAACCAGCUAGAUUUACUGUAGAGACCAAUGGAGAGGUUGGAGCGCUAGGAUUCUCAAUUGAGGGACCAUCAGAAGCUAAGAUUGAUUGUAAAGAUAAUGGAGAUGGAUCGGCUGAUGUUACUUACUAUCCCACAAGUCCAGGGGAAUAUGCCAUCCAUAUCUUGUGUAACGAGGAGGAUAUACCAGAAUCUCCAUACAUGGCUGAAAUUACACCAGCUACAAAUGCUUUUGAUGCUUCAAAGGUAACUGCAGAGGGUCCAGGUUUAGCCAAGACAGGUGUCACAGUAAACAAAUGGGCAGAAUUUACAGUAGAUGCACGUAAAGCUGGAAAAGCUGCACUAAAGAUUGUAUGUGAAGAUGAUCAACACAAACCAGUUACUGUUGAAGUUGUUGACAAGAAGAAUGGAACAUACACAUGUAAAUACAUGCCAAAGAAGAUGUCCAAACACACUGUCACAAUCACAUGGGGUGGUGUACAAAUUCCUAACAGUCCAUUCAGAGUAAAUGUUGGAGAAGUGAGUAACCCAGCUAAUGUUAAGGUAUAUGGACCAGGUGUAGAGAAAGGUGUCAAGACAUUCAAAACAACCUACUUUAUUGUUGAUUGUAAAUUAGCAGGACCUGGUGAUAUUGCUAUUGCCUUGACUGAUGCCCAGGGUAAAGAUGUACCUGUCAACACCAUUGACAACCAAGAUGGUACCUUCAAGAUAGAAUACACUCCAUCAAGCCCAGGAACAUACACUGUCUCUGUCUUCUUUGCCAAUUCAGAAAUUCCUAAGAGUCCUAUCAAGGUCAAUGUUGAGUCAAGUAUUGACCUCAGCAAGGUCAAGGUUGUUGGACUUGAUACACCAAUCAAACUUGGUGAGAAGAGAGAUAUUUCAGUUAUCACCAAGGGUGUAGGUAAAGCAGACGGACCAGUCAAAGUUACCAUGAUAACACCUAGUAAAAAAAAGGUUAACAUCCUUCUUAAAGAAAGUAUGGAGAUACACAAAGGCCAGCUUAUCCCAACUGAAGUUGGGCCACACAUAAUUGAAGUGACAUAUGGCAGUUAUGUUGUACCCCAGUCACCAUUUACUGUUAAUGUCACAUCCUCUAUUGACCUCAGCAAGGUCAAGGUUGUAGGACUUGACACACCAAUUAAAGUCAAUGAGAAACGAGAAAUUUCUGUCAUAACCAAGGGCGUUGGAAAAGCAGACGGACCUGCUAAGGUCACAGCUACAACUCCAUCUAAGAAGAAAGUUGAGGUCCCAUUGAAAGAAACCCCAGAAGGUUAUGUAGGUAACCUGACCCCAACAGAGGUGGGAAAAUACACUGUUGAUGUUUCAUACGGAAGUGCUGUUGUACCUAAAUCUCCAUUUACUGUUGAUGUAACUUCUGGCGUUGACCUUGGCAAGGUCACCGUUACAGGACUUGACACUCCAAUAAAACUUGGAGAGAAAAGAAACAUUAAAGUCAUUACAAAGAGUGCUGGAAAGUCAAAUGGGCCUGCAAAGGUUACCAUGACAACUCCCUCUAAAAAGAGGUUUGAAAUCCCUGUUAGAGUUAGUUCAGAUGGUUAUGAGGGCCAGCUUGUCCCAACAGAAGUUGGACCACAUAAAAUUGAUGUAACAUAUGGCAGUUCUGUUGUUCCAAAAUCUCCAUUCACUGUUAAUGUCACCCCUGGUGCUGACCUUGGCAAGGUCAAGGUUACUGGACUUGACACUCCAAUUAAAGUUAAUGAGAGACGAGAUAUUGCUGUUUUAACAAAGAGCGCUGGCAAAUCCGAUGGUCCUGCUAAGGUUACCAUGACAACACCCACUAAAAAGAAAGUUGAAAUUCCUCUCAAAGAAACCCCUGAAGGUUAUGUCGGUCAACUUGUUCCAACUGAAGUUGGACCACAUAAAGUUGAUGUCUCCUAUGGAAGUUCUGUUGUACCAAAAUCUCCAUUUACUGUUGAUGUCAUACCUGGUAUUGACCUUAGCAAGGUCAAGGUUACUGGACUUGAUACUCCAAUAAAAGUUCAAGAGCGACGAGAUAUUGCUGUUUUAACAAAGAGUGCGGGAAAAUCUGAUGGGCCUGCUAAGGUUACCAUGACAACACCCUCUAAAAAGAAAGUUGAAAUUCCUCUUAAAGAAACCCCUGAAGGUUAUGUCGGUCAACUUGUUCCAACUGAAGUUGGACCCCACAAAGUUGAUGUUGCCUAUGGAAGUUCUGUUGUACCAAAAUCUCCAUUUACUGUAGAUGUCACACCUGGUGCUGACCUUAGCAAGGUCAAGGUUACAGGCCUUGAUACUCCUAUUAAAGUUCAAGAGAAACGAGAUAUUGCUGUUUUAACAAAGAGUGCUGGCAAAUCCGAUGGGCCUGCUAAGGUUACCAUGACAACACCCACUAAAAGGAAAGUUGAAAUUCCUCUCAAAGAAACCCCUGAAGGUUUUGUGGGUCAACUUGUUCCAACUGAAGUUGGACCACAUAAAGUUGAUGUGGCCUAUGGAAGUUCUGUUGUACCAAAAUCUCCAUUUUCUGUCAAUGUCGUCCCUGGUGCUGACCUUAGCAAGGUCAAGGUAACUGGACUUGACACUCCAAUUAAAAUUGGUGAACAAAGAGAUGUUGCCAUUCUUACAAAGAGUGCUGGGCCAUCUGAUGGGCCUGCCAGGGUUACUAUGACAACACCAAGUAAAAAGAAGGUUGAUGUACCAGUCAAGUUGGUACCAGAGGGUUAUAUUGCUCAAGUUGUUCCAUUUGAACUUGGACCCCAUAAGAUAGAUGUUGCCUACGGAAGCUCACCUGUGCCUAAAUCACCAUUCACAGUUGAUGUAGUCCCUGAGGGAGCUGGCAAAGUGAAAGCCUUUGGACCUGGUCUUACAGGAGGUAAAGCAUUCGAACCAGCAACCUUUACCAUUGAUACAAGGGAAUGUACUUCUCCUGGUGAAUUAGGAAUCAAUGUUGAUGGACCUAUGGAAUGCCAGAUAGAUGUGAAAGAGAACCCAGAUGGUACCGUUAAUGUAUCAUACAUGCCUGAAAAGCCUGGUAAUUACAACAUUGAUGUUACGUAUGGAGGAAUCCAAAUUCCCAAGUCACCAUUCAAACCCAAGAUUGAACCAGGAAAACCAACCAAGGAUCUCAGUGGUGUCAAAGUCUUUGGACCAGGAGUUGACAAAGCGGGAGUGUUCUUGGAUUCACCAACAGAAUUCACAGUAGAUGCUAAGUCUGUCUCCCCCAAUGGUACAGGCACUGUCAGAGCUAUUGUCACCAAUCCAUCAGGAACAAAGAACGACACCAACGUAGAUAACAAGAAAGAUGGAACCUACGCAGUUUUGUACACACCUGUGGAAGAAGGAACAAUGGCAAUUGAUGUUACAUAUGAUGAGAUGCCUGUUCCUCAAAGUCCUCUCAAGGUCAAUGCCACACCAGGUAGUGAUGCCACCCGUGUUCGAGCCUAUGGACCAGGUUUGGAAGGAGGUAUUACCGACAAGAAACAGGAAUUCACUGUUGAUAUCAAAGGUGCUGGACAAGGUGGAUUGGGAUUGGCUAUUGAUGGCCCAGCAGAGACACAGAUUGGAUGUAAAGACAACCAUGAUGGAACUUGUACUGUGGAUUACCUUCCAGUUAAACCAGGAGAUUAUGCAGUAUCUAUCAAAUUUGCUGAACAGGAUAUUCCAGGUUCUCCAUUCAAUGUAAAGGUGAAGAAUGAUGUUAACCCCAACAAAGUUCGUUGUUAUGGACCAGGGUUGGAUAAGACCAAGGGUGUUCGUACAGGGGCACCUGCUACAUUCACUGUCAACACUGCUGAGGCUGGAGAAGCUCCAUUAGAAGUCAGCUACAUUGAUGCUACAGGCAAGGCUAAUCCAGUUGAUUUAGUUCCUGUAUCAGAAACUGAAAUCCAAGCUACCUAUUAUCCUAAAGAUGAAGGUAAAGCUAAAGUUGAUGUUCAAUAUGCAGGAAAACCAGUACCUGGAAGUCCAUUCCCAAUGGAAGUGUUCCCAGGAGCAGAUGCCAGCAAGGUUCUUGUUUCUGGACCAGGUGUUGGAAAGAACGUCCAUGCUAGUAUGCCUGCUCAAUUCACCAUUGACACACGUAACGCUGGAAUUGCUCCACUUGAUGUUUUAGUACAGAGACCUGAUGGUUCAUUAAUUAAACCAAAGGUAACAGAUAAUGGAGAUGGAACAUUUGCAGUACAGUAUAUACCUGAUGAUUUAGGUACAUAUGUACUGAGAGUCAAGUAUGCUGGAAAGGAUGUACCUUGUUCACCAUUCAAAGUCACCUCUCAUCCUACAGGAGAUGCCAGUAAAUGUGUCAUCAAAGAAGGUCUUGAGAAGAAAACUGUUCAAGUCAACAAGGAAACUGUCAUUUGUGUUGAUGCCUCACAAGCCGGAGAGGGUAAAGUGACAUGUCGUAUCCGUAGUCCACAGGGUAGUGACAUUGAUAUUGACAUUGUAGAGAAUGCUGAUGGUACAUUCAGUCUCUUGUUUACACCACAGAUAGAGGGCGCUUACACAAUCAGUAUUAAGUUUGGUGGUCAGACAGUACCUGGUGGAGAAUAUGAUAUACAGGUCACGACCUAUCCAGUGUGUGACUGGAACGGUUCCACGGCUGUUUCACCUGAAGAAUAUGAAGAAUAUCUCAAGCAACCGGUUGGAGAAGACCUGAUUACAGCUGAUACCGUAGACUCUGUCAAGAGUGCAGCUCCUGGUGCAGGGUUAUUUGCACCAGUGGACUUACGUAUACCAGUAGGACCUAUAUUUAAUUUUGUAUCAGCCUAUGUAGUCAUGCCAUCUGGUAAGAAGGCGUAUCCUAAGAUCGAGGACAAUAAGGACGGUACAGUGACAAUCCGUUAUCAACCAACAGAAACAGGAUUACAUGAACUCCAUGUCAACUACAAUAACUCAGAAAUUGAAGGAAGUCCAUUCAAGUUCCACGUUGAUGCUGUAAACAGUGGUCAUGUGACAGCUUAUGGACCUGGUCUUACUCAUGGAAUUGUCAAUGAACCUGCCUACUUUACCAUUGUCACCAAGGAUGCAGGAGCAGGAGGUCUUUCUCUAUCUAUUGAGGGACCAUCAAAGACUGAAAUCAAAUGCCAAGAUAAUGGUGAUGGUACAUGUACCGUCAGUUAUGUACCAACAGCACCAGGAGAAUACCAGAUCACUGUGAAAUUCGCUGGACAAAACAUUUCUGGUUCACCAUUUACUUCUAAAAUCACAUCUCCACCAGGAGAAAUUAAGAGGAAGUCUCAAUUUGGCCGUAGCAGUGAAUUUGAACUGAAAAUUGUUGAGGAGGAUAUUGGUAAUUUGAUGGCAACAAUUAGAACCCCAUCUGGUACUGAAGAACCAUGUCUACUCAAGAGAUUAGCCAAUGGUCAUCUAGGAAUCUCAUUUACCCCACGUGAAGUAGGUGUACACUUAGUCAAUGUAUACAGAAAUGGUCAUCACAUACAAAAUAGUCCUUUCCAAAUCACUGUUGGAGAAACUGAACUUGGAAAUGCUAGCAAGGUCAAGGUUUCAGGACCUGGAUUAGAAAAGGGCAUGGCCAAUGAACUGAAUGAAUUUACAGUAGACACUAAAGAUGCUGGUUAUGGAGGUCUAAGUUUGUCCAUUGAGGGACCUAGCAAGGCUGAUAUUGAGUGUACAGAUAAUGAAGACGGUGCCUGUAUUGUCACAUACAAACCAACAGAACCUGGAAAUUAUAUUGUCAACGUUAAAUUUGCAGAUGAACAUGUUCCAGGCAGUCCAUUUAAUGUUAAAGUGGGAGGAGAGCCAUCACCAAGAUUAACAGAAAGAAUAACUCGUCAUAGAGAGGCUGCAGAUGUAAUGCACAUAGGAAGCCAAUGUGAACUUAGUCUGAAAAUUCCAGUGUCUUUCUUUGGCGGGAUCCUGACUUCAGAGCAGAUUGAAGCUAUACAUAUACAACAACAACAGCAAGGCACUAGUCCAUUUGAUAUGACAGCCUCAGUAACCAAUCCAUCUGGAAUCACAGAAUUAUGUGACAUUGUUAGUUUAGAUGAUAAUCACUAUAGUAUCAAAUUUGUCCCCAAGGAGAUGGGUGUCCAUACAGUUAGUGUUAAACACAAGGAUAUGCAUAUCCCUGGUAGUCCAUUUGAGUUCACAGUAGGUCCAAUUGCUGGCGGUGGAUCACACAAGGUACAUGCUGCCGGACCUGGUCUAGAAAGAGGAGAAGUCGAUCAACCAUGUGAUUUCAACAUCUACACACGUGAAGCUGGAGCCGGUGGUCUAUCCAUUGCCGUAGAAGGUCCAUCGAAAGCCGAACUUGACUUUGAUGAUAGAAAAGACGGAUCAUGUGGUGUCACAUACAGGGUUACAGAACCAGGAGAAUAUUUAGUGUCAAUCAAAUUUAACGAUGAACAUAUCCCAGAUUCUCCAUUCAAAGUAGACAUUUGUCCAAGUAUCGGAGAUGCUCGUAAAAUAUCUGUUAGUGCUUUACAACAGAAGGGAUUACAAGUAGGAAAACCAGCUGCCUUUGUUGUAAACUUUAAUGAUGCUCAAAAAGGAAAACUGAAGGCUAAAGUAGUAGCUCCAUCUGGAACAGAAGAGGAAGCCAUUAUUCAAGAAAUUGAUGAUGGUCAGUAUGCUGUACGAUUUAUCCCCAGAGAAAAUGGAGGUCACAAUGUUCAUGUAUUCUUCAAUGAUUGUGAGAUUCCAGAAAGUCCAUUCCGUAUUAUGGUAGGAAAAGUAGAUUGUGAUCCAGGAAUGGUACAUGCUUCAGGAGAUGGUCUUAGGACAGGAAACACAGGUCAACCUGCUAAGUUCUUGGUCAACACAGUAAAUGCUGGACCUGGUGCACUUGGUGUCACAGUUGAAGGUCCAUCAAAGGUCAAACUAGAAUGUGCUGAGAAAGAUGAAGGAUAUGAGUUCACAUACACCCCAACAGCUCCAGGAGACUACUUAAUCACUAUUAGAUAUGCUGGUGUACAUAUUGCUGGUAGUCCAUUCAAAGCCAAAAUAGAAGGUCAAGCUGGACCAUCUGAUGUCAUUCAGCAUGGUAUGUCCCAGGUUGUCGUAGAAACAGUAACUAAGACCAGUAUAAUGAGCAAGUUCAGUGCAUUACCUAAGUUCCAGUCUGAAGCCAGUCGUGUUACAUGUGAAGGAAAUGGUCUGAAGAAAGCUUUCAGAGGAAAACAAGCCACUUUCAAUGUUGAUGUUACAAAUGGAGGAAACAACAUGAUGUUUGUUGGAAUGAUGGGACCUAAAGGCCCAUGUGAAGAACUUUGCGUCCAUCAUAAAGGAGGAUAUGUUUACAAAAUAAAUUACGUUGUUAAAGAACGUGGAGACUAUAUGUUAGUUGUUAAGUGGGGAGAAGAUCAUAUUCCAGGCAGUCCAUUCUGUGUCCAUUGUGAUUAAACUGCAGUGCUCCCAUCGCUGCAUAGCUUUAUAAGUAUGAAUGACGUGCUUGACUUAAAAAGAGAACGGAUAUAUGUUAAGGUGUAUAUGGGUAAUGCUAAAACUCAGCUACAAAAGAUAUAUAGUCACAGUUACCCCUGUUUGUGUUUCAUGAAUUUCAUUGUUAAGAUUAUUAAAAAUUUAUGUUACAAAUGUUUGUUUCAUCUUAGUUUAUUUUUCGUCGUAAAAAAUAUCUACAAACCAACGACUUACCUUUUAACUUUUAUGAUCAAAUGAAAAUGUCACAUUUUUUAUUUUAUUUUGAAAAUUACAAAUUUCACUCUACAAAAAUAAACUUGGAUGAAACUUUUAAUUGUUGAAGAGAUGUAAUAUUUUUAUGGUGCUUUUAAUUUAAUGUGUUUUUGUUACUAUUUUUUUUGUCUUGAGCAGUCUUUGCUUGCAACAAUUCACUUUCAAGCAUAAUAUAGUGAAAAUAAAGACUACUAAGUCUAUUAGUAUUUGUCUGUUAUCAGUUUUUUCCUUUAAAGCAAAACAUUUUUAAGUGGAAAUACUCGGAUAUCUAAGAACAACAAAAAAUAGAAUUUAUGUCAAUUUGUUUUUUAGUAUGUUAUAAGAUAUACAGUAUUUGUAGCAAUUUUACUAUUUUACAGAUUUUCUAGGGUAAUUUUGUUAUUGUAUAGAGUGCUAUAUUGAUAUAGUCCAAUAAUCAUGUAAUUUUGAAAUAUAUAUUUACGAUAUGCAAAAAAAAAAUGUUAAAUAUAUUUUUGUUGGUUUUUCUAUAAAAGUCAUUCAAGCAUUUCUUGAAUUGUUUUUGUUAUAUGUGCAAAUGUACAUAAAUGUAUCUUCGACAUCUGGAAUGUUAUUGUUUGAAAUUUUAAACAAACCUUGUGAUUAUUUUUUACAUAAAUAAAUUGCAAUAAACAUUUUUAGUAUAUUAAAUACACAGUGAAACCAGUUUUAUCUAAACUUGAGUAUUUUUGGUUACAUGCAUAUUAAAUAGUUAAUACUAAGAACCAGUAAACAUUUUUAUAAAUACAUAAUUUAGAUUAGGGCAUUAUAAAGAAGUACAUAGUCGUUAUAUAUGUAGGUCAUGCUAUACAUUUCUUGCCAAAAAAUUACACAAAAUUGAUUAAAUCAAGUAUCGUGUAAGUUCAGAUAAAAAAGGUUUCACUUUUAGCUACAAAUCAAAUAUAUAUGUUGUUUUUUGCACAUUUAUAUAUAUUAUUUUUUUCAUUCAUAAUGAAUCACCUCAUUCAAAAGAAUUGUAUCCCCUUAGUAGGGUUUCCUUGCCAGUAGGUGGAGCUGAUGCAUAGACAUGCGUCAUAUUUUACAGCUUAUGUAGGCUUUUAUACUAGCAGAUAAAUUUUAUACAAGGCAUUUGAAGGCAUUUAUAGCAAUGUGUAUGCUGACUUACAAAAAAUAAAGUACAGUUAAACAUCA